Messenger RNA from Mugil cephalus (flathead mullet), 678 nucleotides. RefSeq names its product mitochondrial contact site and cristae organizing system subunit 10 (gene micos10). Lineage: Eukaryota; Metazoa; Chordata; Actinopteri; Mugiliformes; Mugilidae. The record is from RefSeq and is a predicted model, not a curated record. Gene Ontology annotation, cellular component: mitochondrion; MICOS complex; mitochondrial inner membrane. Bases 239 to 466 code for a protein of 75 amino acids. The transcript has 4 exons.
CAAUUGAAGAGGCGUAAACAAAGCUUGCUGUGUUCAGUAUUUUCCCUCCACGUAUAAAUUGUCUCCAGAUAGACUAUACGCUUUCACAUUAGGCUCUGGUAUCACAAAGUCCUCUCCGCCUUUUCACCUUAGUGUUUGUCUGCGUCGAAAUUUAACUAAGAACGUCUUUCCGACAGUACGUGAAGGCGUCCCAGAGCUGCAUUUGACACUUCUACCCUGACGCAAGCUAACGUUCAGCAUGUCUGAGAAGGAGCUGGGAAAAAAGUGGGACCGGUGCCUGGCAGACUGUGCUAUUAAACUAGGUACUGGCCUGGGGUUAGGGAUUGUGUUUUCUGUUCUGUUCUUCAAACGGCACACGUGGCCCAUUUCAUUUGGGUCGGGAGCGGGACUUGGCAUGGCGUAUGCCAACUGCCAGAAUGACCUGAGGUCACAUUAUCUGCAACACAGAAGCGAAAAGGAGCAAUAACUGCAAGUCACCAAAGGGCUGUCUUUUUAUUUUUUUUAUUUUCCAGUCAUUGUAUUUGGUUUGGUUAUGUCUGUGGGAGCGUCACCAUUUGCACUGUUCUGCAGUUAGAUCCUUGUCUCUCUGUUGAAGAUCCCUCCUCUGGAUGAUAUGAAUGUGCCUGAUCAGGACAGUCUGUGUUUAUUUAAUAAAAUAAUCAUUGAAAUGAAAAAACA